UGUUUUAACUUGUCAGAUUAUUGAGUAACAUGAUGGUAAAUUACUUUCACAGUGGUUUGUUGUUUCUUUACAUUCUUUAAUACAUUUUUCAAAGUUGGAUUUUGCAUCAGUGUUGUCAUGUUUAUAAUCGAUAGUAAAAGGGCGUCCUGAUAACAGGAAAUGCUAUGUGUGGCUUGACUUUCUCACAUUUUUAGUUCACCAGGAGGAUCUUAUUUUGACAGGGGGUAUUUUACUUUGAAAGGAACACGUCUGUGCAGCUGUCAAAAGUGAAGGGAGUGAAGCUGUCAUUUCUGCCACCGGGAGGUAGAACCCUCUGCUCCUCCAGGUGUCUCCUCCUGGUGUCAGGGGGAGUGUCUAUGCAAAUCCUCACCUGUCUGAGUGACCGUCAGCCUCUGCGCUCACUCCAGCAGUGAGGCGCGCGCCUGGAUCCUCGAGCGACAUCAGCGGCGGGCAGAACGCGGGAGUAAGAGCUGAGCCCGACAUGCCCCCCCACAUGGAUUACUUUUCCCACGAGUCCCGAGUCCCUUCAGACUGUGUGCUGACCCGGGAGGACGAGCUGGACCCCGGACUCAUCAGCUGCAUGCUGGUCGGGGACGGAGCCGUGGGGAAGACCAGCAUGAUCAUCAGCUACAUCUCCAACGGAUACCCGGUGGAGUACCAGCAGACCGGCUUCGACGUCUUCUCUGGUCAGGUCCAGGUGGAUGGUUCUGCGGUUAAAGUUCAGCUUCUGGACACUGCUGGACAGGAAGAGUUUGAUGAAUUCCGAGCUCUCUCCUACGCCCACACAGACGUCUUCCUCCUGUGCUUCAGCAUGGUCAACCCUACCUCAUUUCACAACAUCACCAAGAAGUGGGUGCCGGAGAUCCGAGCCCACAACCCAUCCUCUCCCAUCAUUCUCGUUGGGACUCAGAUGGACAUGAUGCUUGACGUGAACGUCCUCAUCAACUUGGACCAAUGCCACGUGAAGCCAGUCCCGAGCACUCGGGCGCGGAGCAUGGCUGAUAAAAUACGGGCCACAGACUAUAUAGAGUGCUCAUCCCUCACACAAAAGAAUUUGAAGGAGGCGUUUGAUGCGGCAAUCUUUGCUGCAAUUAAGAAUAAAGCUCGCAAGAAUAAGAAGAGGAGGCUCUCUGACAGGAAAACCAAAGCCUUUUCCAGAUGCAGCUGGAAGAAGGUCUUCUGCUUUGUCUGAAUUCUCUCUGCCUGGGUUGUAAACUCAUCUUUAAUUUAUUGAAGUGUGUCACGUUUACUGUCACCCCCUUAUCUGUAGCAUUCGGUUCUUCUUGUGAUGCUUGAAGGGGAUGCUCGGAUGGGAUGUGUGCGACUCUUCUCCGAGGCAAAGCCAUCACUGUCACUGGGAUGAACAGCCACCGUCUUGUUGAGAGGCAGACAGGAGUCCAGGUUCACGGCAGUUUGUCCCUGCACCUAAAACAGCAACUGGGACCCUAAAAAGCUGGAUGUGGAGCAGGAGGCGGCUGCACGCUGGUUUCCCUCACAGCAGUUGCUGGUGGUUAAAGAGCAGAAAGAUAUGUGAGGACUGUGCCCCAUGAAGGUGCAGCAGCUGGAAGUGCAGGUUGCUGUGAAAGGUUGCACUUCUACAUGCUUGUCUGAGCUUCCUGGUCUGGUUUGGUUCGGGGAUUUCUCUUGCAGUCACCUGCCUGUCGCAUUGGGACUAUUAAUACUUUUGAAGACGGAUGCUGUGACUCACAACAUUACAACAUAACUCUAAGGUUUCACGAACAUAAAAUUAUAUUCAUGAUAAAACAAACUUUCUGGCUUUUCUGCUUCAAUUUGAGACGUGAACUUUUUGUCAUCUUCUUAAGUUGGAAAGUCACAGCAAACUUGGUGAAUGUGUUGCUUCUUGUAGAAGUCGUGAUUACGGUUCUGUUUGUUCAAACAGGUUUUUUAUGAAAUAAAAGACAUGAGUUUCCAAAUCA
Molecule: messenger RNA, 1937 nt
Organism: Oryzias latipes (Japanese medaka)
Lineage: Eukaryota; Metazoa; Chordata; Actinopteri; Beloniformes; Adrianichthyidae
Gene: rhov
Product: ras homolog family member V
Biological process (GO): small GTPase-mediated signal transduction
Molecular function (GO): GTP binding; GTPase activity
Source: RefSeq, a predicted model, not a curated record